Molecule: messenger RNA, 1515 nt
Organism: Harmonia axyridis
Lineage: Eukaryota; Metazoa; Arthropoda; Insecta; Coleoptera; Coccinellidae
Exons: 2
Coding region: 36-953 (305 amino acids)
Source: RefSeq, a predicted model, not a curated record
AUAAUUCUAGACGUACUUAUAGAUGUCUGUUUAGAAUGAAAGAGUCUUAUUUCAAUUUCAAAGAUUCUUACAUGAAAAUGAAAGUUAAAGUAGCAGCUCGACAGCUGAGUCAAACAAUGGCAGCAGCCAUUGAAACAUUUCAUUCUUCUGGACAUUUGAAAUCAGAUUCUUUACAUACUGCGGAAUUCUGUCAUCUGAUGGAUAAUUUAUUUGACUCACUGAACAGUUCACAAGUGCGUAAUCACGAAGGAAGAAAAUUUCGAUCUGCACUAUCGGGUAAUUCUCCUCAUUUAGAGUUUUGGUAUGACAUGUUGUCUAAAAUUAAUAGAUGGAAAAUUUUUGAUAAGCAGGGAAAGUUGAGAAAUAAUUUUAAAUUCGUUGAUGGGUGGCUAACAAGUAUUAGAGCAAUCAUUUUACUUUGGAAAAAGUUACAAUUGCAGGGGAUAACAUUUUUGAAUUUAAGGAACUUGAAUCAAGAUCCUUUAGAAAACUUUUUUGGCCAGAUAAGGCAGCAUGGUGUCUGCAAUACGAAUCCCACAUGCCAACAAUUUGUUGCAGCUAUGAAAACUUUAAUUAUUAAUAAUUUAAGUUCUCCGCUCAGCAAAUCAAGAAAUUGUGAGGAUGAUUUCUAUGAAUUUUUAGGGAAUUUUGGUAAAUUUAUUGAAAAGUAUUCAGACACCAUUGACCAAACUCCUGAAACAUCUUGUAGUAAUACAAUUGUUGACACUCCUGAUAGUACGGAUGAAAUUUUUUUGGAGCAAAAUUAUGCUACUGCUUAUGUAGCAGGGUAUAUUUUGAGCAAAGUUGAUGUACUGGACUGUGUUCAGUGUCGAAAUAACUUAUUCUCGAAUGAUGUGAUUUUAAAUCAGCAUCUAUUCGUUACGUUUAAAGAGAACGAUGAGAGAACAAGAUUGAAUUAUCCGAGUGAAAGGUCUGCACAACUUUUGGUCUAGUCUAAGGAUUGAAAUGAGUGCCUUAAAUCUUCGAUGGACGACUCCAUUGGUUAUGUACAUCCUAAAAUGGCUGUUUGAUUACUAUAUCAUCAAUUUUUAACAGAAUUAUAAAUGAUUGAAUGAAUUUGACCGGUAAAGGUCAAUAAUUAAUCAUGGAAAACCCAUUUAUUAGUUGCCGACGUGAAGCCAACAUACUUUAAAAUCCCAUAUAUCGCAGACCUCUAACAAAAAGCUCGUCAUUUUUCAAAAUACGAAGGGGUUGCAAUUGCUUUGAAACCAGAGAACAUCAAAAUAGAUAAUUUUUUUACACUUUCAUAGACUUAAGUUUAUAUUUAAUAUUGUAUUCCUCCUUUCAGAGCCCUGAAGGUAUAACGAAACUGGUCGGCAACUAAUAAAUGGGAUUUCCAUGAUUAAUUUUUGACCUUUACCUGCUAAUUUCAUUCAAUCGUACAGUCAUUAUCAACCAACAAUAUUAUAAAUUAUGUACUGUAUUUCUGUUUGUUCCAUGUAGUGUGUCCAUUGAAAUAUUAGAUAGAAGUCAAAUAAUAUAGAGUGAAAUCAA